Messenger RNA from Pyrenophora tritici-repentis Pt-1C-BFP, 3978 nucleotides. RefSeq names its product MdlB, ABC-type multidrug transport system, ATPase and permease component. The record is from RefSeq and is a predicted model, not a curated record. Lineage: Eukaryota; Fungi; Ascomycota; Dothideomycetes; Pleosporales; Pleosporaceae. Gene Ontology annotation, molecular function: ATP hydrolysis activity; ABC-type transporter activity; ATP binding. Gene Ontology annotation, cellular component: membrane. Gene Ontology annotation, biological process: transmembrane transport.
AUGGACGCUUCUGUUGAUGCUCGGUCGCCACCGAGACCUGCGGCGAAUGCUGAGGCGGAGAACGCUGCACUUGCAGUUCAGGUUCUUGAAACAAAACAGGAGAAAGAUGGUGUUGUUGAAGCAGUUGCGCACGAUGACGAUGGCCCUGCGAAGUCGAAGUCGCCUCAGGCUGGCUUGAAAAACUAUUUUCGAGUCUUUUCGUAUGGAACUGCGUUCGACUUUGUACUCAUAGCGCUGUGCAGUAUUACUUCGAUAGGUUCAGGAAUCGCAUUCCCGCUGAUGAACGUCGUAUUUGGACAAUUAGUGGGCUCAUUUACGACUUACUUCAUUCCAGGUACAACGAUGACAUCUCGUGAGUUUCAAGCAGAGGUCAACAGACUCACACUGUAUCUGGUGUGUCUUUUCAUCGCCAAGUUCUUCCUCUCAUACAUUUCAAUGCUCACCAUUCGAAUCAGUGGUCUCCGAAUCUCUGCUGCAUUGCGACUCGCAUACUUGCGUGCUUUGUUCGCACAGCCAGUCAGCGUCAUCGAUACUAUAAGUCCUGGAAAGGUGUCAACUCGUAUCACAACCUCUUCCAAUACCGUCCAGCUCGCCAUUUCCCAGGAAUUUGCUAUGCUGUUCCAAUCACUCACGCUUGUCAUUGGAGCCUACGUCGUAGCGUUCAUCAAGAGUCCGUUGCUCACGCUGGUUGCCUCAGCCUCGCUUCCGUUCAUCCUGGUGGUUUACGGUGCGCUGUUCCCGCCAUUCAUGCGAAUACACAAGAUCACGGAGAAGCACCACGAUGAUGCUUCUGCCAUGGCAUUUGAGAUGUUCUCGUCCAUUCGCAUUAUCGUUGCGUUCGGUGCAGAGGCGAAACUGGCAAGACAGCAUGAAGAUAUGCUGGACAAGGCUGCGAAGAAUGAAAGAAAGGCCGCUCCUCUGAUGGGGCUUAUGAUGUCACCUAUGAUGGUUGGACAGUAUGGUACUUUUGCCAUUGCCUUUUGGUUUGGUAUCAAGCGAUACUCCGAAGGCAAAGAGGCGAACGUUGGGAUGAUAACAGUGGUGCUGUUUUCGGUGAUGAUGGCGCUGAUGAAUAUCAACAGGGUCGUUUCUCCGAUGAUUGCUAUCACAAAGGCUGCAACUGCCGCUACCGUACUGUUCGUCACCAUUGAUGCACCGGUUCCCAAUACCGCCGGGCUGAAAGAGCCGGAUAUCACUGCAGAUGCUGAUAUUACAUUCGAUAAUGUGUGCUUUUCUUACCCCAGCCGACCGGACGUCCAGAUUCUCAAGGGCCUUGAUCUUGCAUUCGAAGCUGGCAAAGUCACUGCUAUUGUUGGUCCAUCUGGAAGUGGGAAAUCGACCAUUGUAGGUUUGGUACAGCGAUGGUACGAUCUCAGUUGUAUGACAGCUUUAGCCGUACCUGCAACCCAGAUAUCCACCUCAUCCUCUGCAACCGAAGUGACUCAGGAGAAGAAGGCCGAAGAAAGCAAGAACAAGGAAGAAGAGCCUGAAUUGGGACCCAACACAUGCACGGGAAAUAUAAAGAUUGGCAGCACUGACCUCAGCCAAGUCGAUCUCAAGUGGUGGCGAUCUCAAAUCGGUCUCGUCCAACAAGAACCCUUCCUCUUCAACGACACCCUCUACAACAACGUCGCGUUCGGUUUGAGUGGUACAAGCUAUGAAGGCUUGCCCAAAGAGGAAAAGAUGAAAAUGGUGGAGGAGGCGUGCCGGGAAGCCUAUGCCGAAGAAUUCAUCACAAAGCUACCCGACGGAUACGAUACCAUGGUGGGAGAAAGUGGCAUCAAGUUGUCAGGCGGGCAACGACAGCGUAUCUCAAUCGCAAGGAGUAUCAUCAAACAACCACCUGUAUUGAUUCUGGACGAAGCAACAAGCGCCAUCGAUGUUAGGACUGAGCGUAUUGUUCAGCAAGCACUGGAUCGCGUCUCCAAGAACAGAACCACCAUCGUCAUUGCCCAUCGCCUUUCUACUAUCAGAAGAGCGGAUAAGAUUGUUGUCUUGCGUCAAGGAAAACUCGUAGAGCAAGGUACACAUGAAGAUCUGCUGAAAAUUGACGCGGGUGUCUACUACGGUCUGGUUCACGCACAAGAGAUUGCCAUGGAAGCUGAGCAUACUGAUGACGACAAUGUACUGGAAAAGGUCAAAACUACUCGAUCUGAGGUCAUCGAGGAGCAUACCGUGAGCAGUCAUACUUCCGAAUCCGCGGAACCGGAGUAUAAGCAACAGGGUCUUCUCAGAAGCUUUGGUCGACUAAUCUAUGAGCAACGUCAGCACUGGAUCCUAUACGCGCUCGCUAUUGCAGGCAUCUUGGCAAGUGGCGCUGUCUUCCCCCUUCAAGCUUGGAUCUUCGCCAGCGUCAUCAAUGUGUUUACACUGCCAAUGAAUGAACUUGUCAGCCAAGGUAACUUCUGGGCAGGCAUGUUCGGUGUACUGGCAGCAAGCAACUUUUUGUCAUACUUCACCAUGGGUGCGGCAUGCCAACUCAUUGCAAUUACAGUCACGCUCAAGUACAGACAAGAGUACCUGGACAACCUUAUUCGGAAACGCAUCGCAUUCUUCGACGACCAGGGGCACAGUCCCGGCUCCCUGACCGCAAGCUUGAGUUCAGAUACGACGCAGAUUCAGCAGCUGACGGCGACGGAAAUGUCCAUGGCGCUCAUUGCUGUUGUCAAUCUCGUGGGAUGUAUCAUCAUCUCAUUCGUCUACGGUUGGAAACUCUCUCUCGUCGGCCUCUUUGCUGCUCUCCCGCUCAUUCUCGCUGCCGGCUACCUCCGCGUGCGUCUCGAGAUGGAGUUUGCAAAGACAAACGCCAAAGUGUUCGAAAAUAGUAGCCAGUUUGCUGCUGAAGCUGUUGGCGCUUUUCGUACUGUACUCAGUCUUAUCAUGGAGGAUAUGAUCGGGAAUCGGUACGAGUCACUACUACAGGGCCAUGUUACAAAGGCCUUUUCAAGCGCAAAAUAUAGCACUGUAGUCUUUGCAGCGAGUGAUAGCGUUGAACUGGGGGUUAUGGCACUUACGUUUUGGUAUGGUGGUACUUUGCUUGCGUCUCGAGAGUACAAUAACGCCGACUUCUUCGUCAUCUAUCAAGCAAUCGUACAAGGCGCCAUCGCAGCGGGCAUGUUUUUUUCUUUUGCACCCAACAUGGCCCAGGCGACGGCUUCCGCGAACCGCAUUAUCAGCAUGCGUCCGCAAAAUACCUCAGGCCCUUCCAAAUACCAGCCGUUGGAACAAACUACCCAAGGCGGAAGUAUCGAGUUCCAGAACGUAUAUUUCACAUACAAGUCGCGCGAAGUACCCGUCCUAUCCAACCUCAACAUACACGUCCGCCCAGGCCAAUUCGCCGCUCUUGUAGGCGCCUCCGGCUGCGGCAAAUCAACGAUCAUCUCGCUCCUCGAGCGCUUCUACGACGCAUCAUCCGGUCGUAUCCUCUUCAACGGCCAGGACAUCACCUCGCUCAACGCAUCCGAAUACCGCAAGCAAAUCAGCCUCGUCAGCCAAGAACCCACACUCUACGAGGGUACAAUCCGUGAAAACAUCGCGCUAUCCGUCGACGCCGCAAGCGACGAGGAUAUCGAGAAGGCGUGUCGUGACGCCCAGAUACACGACUUCAUCACCUCGCUUCCGAAUGGGUAUGAGCAGCGGCUGGGGCCAAAGGGCUUGUCGUUGUCUGGGGGUCAAAAACAACGGUUGUCGCUUGCGCGUGCACUGCUUCGUAAGCCUAAACUCUUGUUACUGGAUGAGGCGACUUCUUCGCUGGACUCGGAGUCGGAGAAGUUGGUGCAGGAGGCUAUUGAGCGUGCUGCGGGAGAGGGGAGUAAAACGGUUAUUGCGGUUGCGCAUCGUCUUGCUACGAUUCAAAAGGCGGAUGUUAUCUUUGUGAUGGGGAGUGGUAAGGUAUUGGAGAGGGGUGACCAUCAGAGUUUACUGAGGAAGAGGGGAGUUUAUUGGCAGAUGUGUCAAGCUCAAGCAUUAGAUGGUUGA